This is a messenger RNA of Trematosphaeria pertusa, 2877 nucleotides long. RefSeq lists its product as uncharacterized. The coding region runs from base 1 to 2877 and encodes 958 amino acids. The transcript has 2 exons. Lineage: Eukaryota; Fungi; Ascomycota; Dothideomycetes; Pleosporales; Trematosphaeriaceae. The record is from RefSeq and is a predicted model, not a curated record.
AUGGCGGUCGUGGACGCACUUCUGCAAGCUUUCAAACCGAUCUUCCAAGAAGCGAUCGAACAAGCGGUCGAACAAGCAGUGGAACGAGCGGUUGAACGAGCGGUCGCGCCGCUGCAUCGGGAAAUCGCCCAGCUUCGCCUCGACGUUCAGAAGCUUUCCUCGCCUACAGAGUCGCAGUUGCUCGCUCAUCUACAACCAUCAUCUGAGAAUACGCGUUUGGCUGGUACAGGGUUACGUACGCCACCAACGUCUCCUCCGUCGUCGCAGCCGGUCGAGCAAAGCAAGCGGCCGUCUACCGCUCCUGAACCCUCCGCCAAUCCCUCCACAAGAUCUACCAUUACCCAGAUCGGGAGGUUCACAUGGCAUCCAUCCGCGGCACCUCUCAUCGCUGAGACGAAGCUAUUCCAGGGCAGCGUCUACAAGAAUCUAAUUGGAGACCCAAUCUCGAUACUCCACCAGGCAUUUUCCGCCAAAGACGUCCUGCAGCUACUACAGAAACCUUCAUAUCAAAGGCCACUGCCCGUGAUUGAGGUUCAGGUCUCGAACGCAGUCGAGAGCGUCAGGCAGCAUCGCGGUUACCGAAACGGCAGAGAGCUAGGCCAGCUCCUGCUCGGUCUUUCAAAGACCUUCAGAUCCCUUCUCAGCGAUUCGAAGAUCAGUAUUCCUCCCAGGAAACUGAAUCUCCUUGGCAUGCUCGUUGAGCGUCAGUGUGCCACAUUCGCCCCGAUGCUGCCCUCCAUCGACAGCAAGAAGGUCUACAACCGGCGCUUGAAGUCUGUCAAGCUAUUGCUACAGUUUGUCAAGGAGCGCAAGAUGGAACGCGCAGCUCAGCAGAUUGUUGCGCCCCUCGCGCUCAGGCUGAAGGCAUGUACGACUGAGGACGCGCUUGUCGUCUACCGUCCGACCCCGUAUCUCUUGCGAACCCGCAAACCGCUUGGCCUGUUGACAUUGCCUGGCUGGACGUCUCCGCCUAUUCCCGCGAGGCACGCUGUAGAAGAGGAGGCUGAGGAUGCCCUGGCUCGGGCAGGUGCCAAGCGCGCUGACGACGUACAGCACCCCGAGACUCUCCAGGAUUCGGGAUCCGCAGGCCGCCUAUUCGCAAAUGCUGGCACCGGCACCGGCUCCAUGGAUACAUCUGCACCACCUGAUGGCAUGGUUUGGGUCGCCACAGAGAACGACUCUCCUGAUCACAAGAUGAGCGAUGCCCGGCAGGACCAUAAUGAGCUGAAAGACUCUAUGAUGGCCGAUACAUGCGAUGCCCCGCUGGGUCACAAAGGGGUGAAAGACGCCACGAUGAGCGAUGCCCAGCAGGACCGCAAUGAGCUGGAAGACUCCAUGAUGGGCGAUACAUGCGACGCACAGCCGGGUCACAGAGAGGUGAAGGACGCCACGAUGAGCGAGGCAUAUCCUCGCCAGGAGCUCAUUCUCGCAAACACAGGCACUUCUGGGACUCAUACUGGCGGCACUAUAAGCGAAGAGAUCGAGAUGACCGACGACACUUGGAGACCUUCGGGCUCCUCGGCAGAUUGCAACCUCUAUCCUCUAUCAGGCGACGACCUCAAAGUAUGGCUUCGCUCAUAUAUCAAGGGCUAUGCCGGCAAAAUGGAUGAAGUGGUUGCGCAGUAUCCGUGGCUUGCGGCCUUUCGCCUCGAGCACAGUCCAGGAGUGCUCGACGCCGUUGUUGAGCACUACGAAGAGGCAUUCGCCACACACACGUCUGUCAUAGAUCAAGGUUUUGUUGCGGCCUUCAACAAGAUCAAUGGUUACUUCGCAGACUGCCUCGGUAAAGAUGUCGACGUGACUACCAAGUACCCUCACGGUCUUACUCCCCGACCAACUAUAUGGCGGCUUCGGCAUUGGCUCAAGACCGCUAACUCCGCCUUGAGAGACCUCCAUGACCGAAGCCUGAAGCUGUGGACAGUGAACCACCUCGACCGCCGUGAGCGUGUACGGGCGCUGAGUGAACUGUUCCGACAGCUGACAGACACAAACCUACGCCUAGUGCUCUUCAACGCAAGUACCAUGAGCAUGCCGCUAGCACUUUCGGAGCACGGGCAAUUCCGCUUGCCGGAAGGCAUCCCAGCGUCUUGGGAUAUGAUGGUUAAGAUGGCCGUGGAGAUUGAGACAGGGCAGUCUGACAAAGCGAUGAAAGAGGCAAGCACCAACACGAAUCAAUUGAAGACAGCGCGCUACAAGGAGUUCAUGGCCAAGUUCCAAGGGUCCUUUACAGAGGAAUACAAGUACGUCCAAGAGUCGGCAAAGGGAGCCACGAGCAAAAACCGCAGGUUUAUCUACGAUGAUGGCGUUCGCAACCUUUCGAUGUUGUAUCGCCGACGAAGCCUAGAGCCCACUAUCUCACAACUUCAGCCUAGCGACGACGUCGAGUUUAUCAGCGUUGAGGACUCAGUUCGCAAUGAUCUGGUACAGGAGAUGUUCAUGAGGCUCAAGAUGGAGCACGACACUUGGGAACUGCGAUAUGGGGCGAUGCUCACGGAUGCCCAGCUCGAGCAGGCGGCGCAGGGGCUAGAAUUAAAGGCGGCGAACGCAGCCGACGAUAAUUUGCCGGACCCGAAUACCAUGCUAGUAACACUGUUGGAUGCGGAAGUCUACGAAGGCGUACGAGCACAGCUGCUACAGCAAGCGAAACGUCACCCACUACGUUUCCUCAAGAGCACGGCGGAAGAAUUCUUCAACAUGCGGUUCGACCAACCCAAUCCAAACCAGCAGAUGCCAGGCCCUAACACCCAGCGCUAUGUUAUGAGGGAUUACUACAGCAAGAGUGUUUGCACAGAGGAGGAUGUGAAGCUAUUGCGGGAAACGGAAGAGCCGAAAUGGCUGCUUAUGACUGGCGAGGGCUAUCUGCGACCGCGAGUUUGA